UUUGCCGAGGUUCGCCGGCUGGAUAAAAAACAACAAUGUUGUUGGUCAUGUGAGCCGUGUGCAGAAAACCAACGCGUAGUCAAUGUGACCACUUGUGAAACUUGUCCACAACAUUAUGGACCUUCGAAGAAUCGCACAACUUGUGUAGAACUGGAAAUUCACUAUAUCGACAUAGACACGUGGUUUGCAAUUGUUCCGAUGACUUUCAGCAGCGUUGGUAUAUGUAUCACCAUUGGAGUCAUUGUCACUUGGCGAGUGUACAGUGAAACGCCAAUUGUACGUGCCACGAGUCGUGAACUGGCUUAUCUCCAACUCUCAGGCUGUCUGGUAUCUUAUUCUGCCCCAUUCAUACUACUUGCCACUCCAUCGGUGCUCACGUGCACAUUGCAGCGAAUUAUGAUUGGUCUCGGUUUCGCCAUGAUGUACGCAGCCCUGUUGACCAAGACGAACCGAAUCGCUCGAAUUUUUGAUGCAGCUAAGCGGACCACCAGACGACCCGUGUAUAUCUCACCCCGUUCACAGUUAGUCAUUGCCGGAGCACUUAUCACACUACAGCUGGCUUUAUCAGCGAUCUGGUUCGGAUUUGAUGCCCCCGAUACACGGAUCGAUGCCCCCAGGGCAAAUCAACCAAACUAUCUUGUACGGCGUUGUGCAAUGAAGGACAAGAGUUUUCUCAUCUCGUUGGCUUACAAUGUGGUUUUGAUCAUUGUUUGUACGGCGUACGCCAUCAAGACUAGACAAAUACCGGAGAACUUCAACGAAUCGAAGUUUAUUGGCUUCGCGAUGUACACGACAUGUAUAAUCUGGCUUGCAUUUCUGCCGAUGUACUAUGCGACGAUGAACAACCAUGAGAUUCAAAUCACCACCUUGUGCAUCUCCAUCAGCCUCAGUGCCAGUGUAAUGCUCAGCUGCCUUUUCAUUCCAAAACUCUACAUAAUCUAUUUUCACCCGGAGAAAAACGUGCGACGUUUGACAAUGAACAAUCCAAAUGCGAAGCAGAAGAUUCGUGAACUUACUCAGCAAAUAAACAGUGCUUCGAAGAAAAAUAGUGCAAACUUUCUUGUGGAAACACACAAGGAUGAACAGAAAGAGAAACAUCAAUCAGCUACCAUAGUAACCUCAAUGACAAACAGCAGUACGCGAACAGAUGAGCAAGCAGAGAAGUCUGUUAGUGUGCACACGGAUUUGGAUAUGUUGACUAAUCCUUCAUUAAUUUCAGGACCCGAUAAAACAACCAAAUUCGCCAACGUUAUCAUGAAUCCGUUGGCUUUGGUCCCUGACGCCGCUCAACAGAGACAAUCUUUAGCAAAAGCCAUCAGCAACAACGCCCCCAACAAUAAGGAAAAACAACUGAAUCCUAUCCAAAAGUUCAAUUUAUCUGACAUCCCCGCACCUACCCCACUGCUACUUGACCCUUUGUCCAAGCGUGUGACAAUCACACCAGCCUAUUGUGAUGAAACUACUUCACCGGAUGAGGAGGACGACUAUAUUCCAACCCGUGCUACCUUAUCGUACCGAAACGAACACGUCUCUGCGUCAAUUCCCACGAUGUCAACCCAAUAUGCUGCAGCCUAUUCCACGACAAACUCCCUUUCUUCCGUCGAAACACCUCGUAGCUCUGAUUUAUAUCUACAAAGUUUGGGAGAUGACACACAAAUAGCACCCAGCGUGACCAGUUACAGCCCAAGUUUGAACGGUGGGACUAUUUUCACUCAGCUACGACAGCCUCGAAGGUCUACCAGUUCAAGAAUCGACUUUACAGAACAAAAAGUGACUGCCUUG
Molecule: messenger RNA, 1782 nt
Organism: Opisthorchis viverrini
Lineage: Eukaryota; Metazoa; Platyhelminthes; Trematoda; Opisthorchiida; Opisthorchiidae
Exons: 4
Biological process (GO): regulation of synaptic transmission, glutamatergic; G protein-coupled glutamate receptor signaling pathway
Cellular component (GO): membrane
Molecular function (GO): group II metabotropic glutamate receptor activity
Source: RefSeq, a predicted model, not a curated record